Molecule: messenger RNA, 1541 nt
Organism: Atta colombica
Lineage: Eukaryota; Metazoa; Arthropoda; Insecta; Hymenoptera; Formicidae
Gene: mRpS9
Product: 28S ribosomal protein S9, mitochondrial
Exons: 10
Coding region: 200-1162 (320 amino acids)
Source: RefSeq, a predicted model, not a curated record
UGUAACAUUCUCAUUUUUUUUCAUGAGUUGGAAAACGUGUUCAAAUUAGGAGAGAAUAAUAUUAAUUUCUAAUAAUUGAAUCUAAUGUAAUUCUACUAGUCAACAGAUUAUGAUAGGUUAAUCUGAACGAAGUUAGGUUAGGUUAUUGUCUUCAAAUCAAGAUUGAAAAAUAAUUCAUUCUAAUUAUCAAGCUAUAACUAUGGCUGUAUCUGCUUUUAUUCGUUCACACUUUCGACAUUUAAUUGGUGUAAGCAACAAUGCUGUUGCCUUAUUUCCAAAUUCCGCAUGGUAUUCGAAUCGUAUUAAAUCACAAUCUUAUGCAACAUCUAUCAGUGAAAUCAAAGAUACAAUUAAAACUAAAACAAAGAAAUCUGAGAAAAAAAUAAGCAAAGUUAUGAUGACAUAUUUACAACGUGCAAAAGAACAUGAUGAAAUCAUGAAGAAAGAGAUCUUAGAAUAUGAGAUAGGGAUAAGACAUCUGGCUAAUAUAAUGGGUGAAGAUCCGGAAUCUUUUACUCAAGCAGAUAUCAAUAGAUCAAUCCAAUAUCUAUUUCCAUCAGGACUAUUUGAUUCUAAAGCUCGACCAAUAAUGGAACAUCCAGAAAAGAUUUUUCCAAACAAGAAAGCAGCAGAAUUUGAUGAAACUGGGAAACCCUUCCAUUCUAUGUUUUAUACCUCAAAGCCAAAUUAUUAUGAGACACUAUAUAAUAUUGUCGAUAAGAUCAAGUCUCUGAAUGAUAUUGAAGAUUCAUUGAUAAAGCAAGGAAUAUUGCCUAUGGACAAAAUCGAUCUAGUAAGUUCCUCGUGGUUGUCAAAGAAUAAUAUUGAAAAACUAUUUCUUGAAAGUAUUAAUGAUUUUGAGUACAAUUAUCUUAUUACGUCAUUAGAACGACUAUGUGAUCAUCCACUAUCAAGACGUGCAUCAGAUUUCAUUUUAAAAUAUUGUAGGACACGUCAUACCCAUUUUAAAGAGAUAGUAAUAUUACCUUUGGAACAUGACAGCACAGGAAGACCAUAUGUCACAGUCAAAAAUUGUAUGAGGAAGUCUGCAAGAGGUGAAGUAACAAUUUGGGGUAAUGGCUCUGGUAAGAUUGUCAUUAAUGGACAUGACAUCUCAUACUUCGAAGAUUUUCAGCAUCGCCAACAGAUUCUGGGGAUAUGACCCACUAGACCUGAAAGGAUUAAAAAAAAUAUAUUCGUCUCGAAACAAAAGAAUCAUAUAUUUGGAGGAUGAAUACAGCACUGAAGAAGAAAUAUAUUUUUAAUAUCUUUUUAUGAUAUGUAUUGUGAAGAAUGUGAAGCAUGAACAACAUGCGAUGUCCUUCAUGGAAGACGACCUUUCCGUGCGCAUUUCUGGUAGCCGGUUUCAUCCGAUAUUUGUACUAUCUAAAUCUCAUUCGUUGGUAUAAUCGAUACGGUGGAAUUAGUCGGAUGCUGCACUCUCUCGCUCUCAGUGUUAACCGGUCUGGCGAAAGAACGAGGUGAUGCAAUUGGGACGAUUAUCAACGUCCUUUACUGCGCUUCAUUUUAUGUCGUAAAUG